GAAGAAGUCAGAUGACUUCCUGAGGCUGACUUGCAGGGCUUUAAAAGAGCAGCACUCACAGGGUCUCUGGUCAGUGUUUCUCAUGGUCUGAGCAGGCUGGAGUUUGGCUGCAAGGCAUCGACCAGCUUUACUUUACUGGAACUUUAAGAUCAGUACAGCUGCUGAUCCCUUCCUGGUGUGAUCUCAUCAUGGAUGUCGCUAACGCCCUGGUUGAAAAAAUCUUUUCCUUUGGGGCUCUGCUGAAAAAAUGUGCAGACAAGUUGGACAAAUUGGCCAACGAGUUGGAGGAAAAUAAGAAAAAUGUUAAUGUCACUAAAGUUGUUGGUAGUACUGUGUCUGUAGGCGGGGCAGCUGCCAUGACUUUAGCUGGUGUAGCAACCUUGUUCACAGGUGGAGCAGCAUUACCUGUUAUAGCUGCUGGUGGUGCAAUAGCAUCCUGGGUUGGUUUAGCUACCAAUGUGACUACUGAUGUUGUGGAUGCCAUCGUUUCAAGUUCCACCUUAAAAGAGGCAGAAGAGGUCUCGAACAAGAUUAAAAACCUUCAUGCAAAAAUGGAGAAACUUGUGGAGUCACUGAAAAAGGAAGUGCAGAGGAGAGCAGAGGACAAUGGUUCCUGCGGCGAUGUGAUGGAAUACAUCCUGAGAGCAAUGGCCGAACGCAACGGACUGAAACUGCACGACAGUGUCAGCUUAAAAAAUAUCAUGUCUUAUGUCUUCAAAGAUGUGAUGUCUGUGGAAGCUCUUUUUCAUCAUACUCUGCUGUCAAUAGGCCUGUCUGUCCUUUCCCAAGCAGCCAGAGGAGCAGGAAAACUUGUGGCUGAACGUGUGGGAGGAAAAGCAGCAGGGAAAGCGGCAGGAAAAGCAGCAGGGAAAGCAGCAGGGCAAGCAGCAGGGAAAGCUGUAGGACGGAUCGCAGGAGGAGCAGUUGGACUCGUGUUCUCAGUCCCAGAGCUCAUUGAGAACUGCAAAAGCCUGGACUGCUGUCAGACAGAUGCUAGUAAGAACCUGAGAGAGAAUGCUGAAUCCAUACGUGCCGACUCCAAGGCGAUGCAAAGGGAACUUGAAAAAAUCGAAACAAUAUUUCGGAGGCUCGCCAGAGUUAAACACUGCAUUGAAAACCCACUGAGGAGCAGAGCUGACAGGGAAUUUUUAAUAGAGUUUGUACAGGAACAGUGUAAAGAUCAGGAACAAUCUGAAGUUAUCCAGAAAUGGCUGAUAGAAAACGUAGAGUCUCAAGUCCUCUUUCAACUUGUGGACAUGUUUAAUUGUAUAAGAGAAAAGAUUGAUGAAGAAAAAAAGAAGAGACGAAGAAGAAAAAGGCCCGUUCGUAUCACCUUUGUAGCACAUGGAGAAAUAGACUCUGCCUACAUGAUUCCAGCCAGCUGUUUGAUGCCACUAUCCUCCAUCACAGAUGUAGUCUUAUAUUCUCCCUGGAACUGCUAUAUUACUGCUGAUGCAGCCUAUGGUAUCGCUACAGGGCUCAUAAGGCUGAAGGACAGAAUUUUUGUCUGUGCUGAUGAAGAAUGCUGUCGACCUUUUCAAAAAAACCAUCGUCCUGAUGUUCUGCCAGUGAGGUGGAAUUCAAUGCAGCGUGAGCAUCGUGUCAUUCCAAACAUAAAAGUGAGCCCGAUGAAUCCACCAGAAGAUGGUGCAUAUAUGCGGUUUAAGUUUUUGGAGGAGACACACGGGGCGCCUGGCCCAGACUAUGUUACAGUUCUGUAUUUGCCCCCAGGACCGGACGAUGUCCCAUUCUACAUUAUCACUCUAGUCUUGUCCCUGGUGCUCUUUUUCUGCGAUUAUGAAGCCACCCUCCAUCUUGCUGCCUGUCUGGGUGACACAUGUACAUCCACCCGUUACAUGUACAACAAGCAUUAUCUGCAGUUGCAAUAUGCCUACACUAUUGACAACACAGGAAUGACGAUUAGUUCUGACAAGUUCCCCAUCAAGGACCCUGAGCUGUACUGCGCUUUGAAGGCUCUCUUUGGCUCCACAUAUCCCAGGCGUUAGAGCUCGUGGCACUGUGGGACAAAUUGGAGAUUCAGUUAAUGAGCUCAGUUCAUUUUAUCUUUAAAGAUUUCUAGGUGGGACAUAAAUGUUUUAUUUAAAAACAGCUGAAUUCCUAAUGAAAUCUAGUCUCCCACAUGCAGACGUCACAGGUUUUAAAUAUGAUGUGCGACACUUGGAAUCACAGAGUCUUGCUCAAAGAUGAGUCCUGGAAAAAUAAACCGUAAUCAUCCUUUGCUCAGCUCUAUAGGGAGUUAUACAUUUGUGCUGGGUUGUUGUUGUUGUUUUUUUUUUUUGUUUGUUUGUUUGUUUUUCAGCUAUAAGAAGCUCGACUGCAGAGAAACUCUCUUGUAAUAAUUCCUAAAGUUAAUGACCAGUAGAGAUUUGGAUGAAUGAGUGGAUCUUCAUGAAUGAUGAAUUAAACAGUUAUGCAGAUGCAUUAAAGGUUGCACAUCUAUAUUAUGAGUCAUUAUGUCAUUUUUCUCCUGUUGUCACGUGAAGUUGUUGAAAAGUCGUGAAAAAUCAUGUUACUUAAAGUAACGUGAUUGUUUGAAUCUGGUUUGUGUGAUUGCCGUGUUUUUGACCCAGUUUUUGAUUAUUGUGUUGUGACUCAUCCUUUUGGAUGUCUGAGGUUUUCAUAUUUUAGCACUAUAUUAGUUCUCUCUUUGUUUAGUCGUUAGUUGUGUAUUUUCUGAGUUUUCAUUAUUUACUUUUCUAUCUCAGUGCUUAUUGUUGUUCAUGUUUGGUCCUUUGGUUUUUUUGUCUGCCUCUGUAUCAUCUGUGUGUCUCGGUCACAUACUCGUGUCUGUCUCCUUUCUGUUCUGCGUCGUGGAGCCAAGCUUACAUGUCUUAGUCUGAGUCUCAGUGUGUCUUUCUUGUACUUCCUGUUUUAUUUUGACAGUCUUCUGUAAUGUGCCCUUUGUGCUCAGUUUUGCUUCCACUGUUCAGGGUCCUAGUUUUGCCUGUUUCAGGUGGAGUUUCAACAUUUUGUGUAUUUGAGUUUGUUCAAUCUGUUAAUUAGCAAAUAAAUCUGCCUCUCUGAGUUCA
Messenger RNA from Oreochromis niloticus (Nile tilapia), 3050 nucleotides. RefSeq lists its product as uncharacterized. Gene Ontology annotation, molecular function: lipid binding. Gene Ontology annotation, cellular component: extracellular region; membrane. Gene Ontology annotation, biological process: lipid transport; lipoprotein metabolic process. Lineage: Eukaryota; Metazoa; Chordata; Actinopteri; Cichliformes; Cichlidae. Bases 189 to 2006 code for a protein of 605 amino acids. The transcript is spliced from 4 exons. The record is from RefSeq and is a predicted model, not a curated record.